GUUUGAUAAACUGGAGGUUGCUGAGGAGUACAUGGGAUUUCACCUCACCACUUGCUUCGACGCUGAUGGUAACGAGGAACCGGACAACCACAAACAGGUGUCACUGCAUUUGCAGAAGUUCGUCGGGUACGGCAUGCGAGCCGCUGCUAUGCCUCCUUUUGAUAAGUCGCGGAAAAAAGACCGAUCGCAGGUCGUGAUGCUCCGCCCUUUCGAUUUUCUCAAGAGAAUUAACUACCACAAGGUGUUUAGCCAUGUAUGCACGGUGGACAGCAAAUUGGCGCUCUCGGAACCCCUCAUACCGUUCGAUAUUCAACUUGACGAAUUCGCAUCGAAGCUUCGGUCUUAUAAAUUGCAGGCGCUGGGCCAGGCUAUUCUACACAGUGCGAUCUCUGUUGGGUCGCCGCAUGGCGGUGGGGACCCGGGUGCUCGACAAAUCAGCUCGGUGGGAAUUACCGAAUGUGAUAAGGUCGUAGAGAAGUCUAAGCCUGUCCAGAAGUCUGAUCUCGCGCCGCGUUCGCUAACGAAUACGGUGUCCAAAUGGUUAUCGCCGGGUCUGAAGCGAUGGCAAGGUCCGACGGAAGUUUCGUCUUCACGUCAUGAUGGUGGCAGCGAAGUUGGCGAGGAUCCUGAGAAGACGGAGGACGACUUAUCAGUUGAGCAACCUGUGCUUGAGAGAAAUAAUGAAGGGAACGAAGGACAUGACGAAGACGAAAACGAUCAGUUCACUAGCUAUGACGGUGGGGACGGUGACGAACAGGGAGUCGGGGACUGCGAGGAAGGGGUGGAAGAAGAGGACGGAGGCGACGACGACGACGGUGGGGAUGACGAGGAAGACGGUGACGACCAUCGUGGGCUCAAAGAUAGCGAUGACGACGAGGGAACUGGGGUUCGGGGGGCGGAGGACGAAGACAGCUACGAAGCGGGGAGCGAAGGGGAAGAGGACGAAGCCAAUGAACACGGAGUGUCUGUCAAUGAGUCUCGCAAAUGCGUCGACAGUCAGAGGCUUCGCUCUGGAGACGAGGACGUCCUCAACACACAGAUAUCAGUAUGCUCGGGGAAGAGAAAAUCGAGAGCUAGCGGUGAUGAGGAGCAGAGGCGAAGACAGUCGAAGUUGAUAGGUUUGACAGCUUCGGAGGAGGCGUAUAAAAAGGCAUUGGACGCACAGUCGGCGAAGCCGGCGAAGGAAAAGCGCGAGGGACCACGCUCUUCCCAACGACAAAAGAAGAAAGCGAAGACAGGCGGUCGGGGCCAACACACGGCGGAAGCUGCGAAGAGGUUGGAGCGAUCGAACUCUCCUGCUACCAGGAAAUGGGGCGUGCGGUCAUGGAAAGCACGUGCGGUGUACUUCGAUGAUGACCAUCUUGACGGGUAUGUCUACAUUUCCACUUUUGACAACACAAGGGAGACUCGAUUUAUCCCUUCGUCGUUCGGAAUGGCUGUCACCGCAAUAAGAGGGUUGUGGGGUCAUUUGAAAUGCCCGAAGGGCGACUGGCAUCUGGCGAAAACAAAAGAUGACAAGGUGGUGCAGCAGCAGAACUAUCACGCUUUUUUGCGCAAAGCGAUACGGAUGACACCAGACACCGAGCUCUGGAAUCAGUCGCUGAACAACAAAUUUGUCCGUAAUUGGUCCAACCUCUUGAGGCCGUUCAUGUGCCUUGCCACCACUGGCAACGCAGUGUGGCAGUUGGUGAACCGGUUCUUCGACAUGUGGGAGAAAGGGGAAUUGCCUGGGCWGGAUGGAGUCAGGCCGGUUGAUCAAGAGGGGAKGCCAGGCGAGGCGUCCGGUGCWGGUCCRGCUGCCAAAACAGUGAAACGRAAAAAGGAACUGGUGCACUACGUGCAGUCGAACAAAAGUCCAAAUGGGUACUAUGUGUGUGUUCAUGACCCUCCGGCGAGCGCUUGGAAAGUGUUCGGGGAUUUCACURCUAGGGAGAAGGAGAUGGCAUUGGAUUUGAUUUUGGCAGGGAAGGUCGUUGUCACCACCGGCAGGACUUUCGCCAAGAAACUGAUGAACAUGAACGACCUCUACACAGAAGUGCGCAGGGAGAGAUACAUGGUGCACAUGUUCAACUACGUGCUCUUCAAGUCGGAACGCACGGGACAGCGUGAGUGGAAUGACGAUUUCUUCAUCGGGUAUGAUGAUAUUAUGAAGAGGUUUGAGCCGCACGGGUUGACGAAAGAGAAAUGGGAGAAGACGAAGAUGAAACUUCCAGUUGAGAGAACGAACAACGUGCCAAAACGAUUGGGGGGGGUGGAUGAGGGAAAGUUGGGACAGGGGAAUGUGGGGGGGUACAAGGUGACGACUGAAAUGUAUAUCGAGUGUCCGUACUUCAUCAAAUUGUUCCUGCAUGAGAUAGUGGGAGCGGUGAGCCAGUUGAAGGACGAGCUUCAGCACGUCAACGCAAAUGCACAGCUAAUACAGUGGGAUAAGCGGAAGUGUAAUACAACGUAUUUGCCGGUGUGCAUGGCGCCUUUGGAUGGGCUGCAAUUGACAGAGGAUCUGACUCGUGCUGUGAAGAAAUUGAGUUGUCACCUUGCGGUGCUAGACCUGGUUCCCCACAAGAAUCUGGAUUCAUGGACGGAGCAGAGGUUUGUGGAACUUCAGCAAAUGAUGACGACUCUGUGUGGGGCACAUUGGACACUCAUCAUUUUCAGUGGAUUGAAGGGCGAGGACUACAUUCUGAGGAACAUCUUCAGGAAGAAGAGAGAAUCUUUAUGGAAGUACUUGUUCUGCAAUGCUCCUGACACACGAACGGAGACUGAUUACGUUGCGCGAAAAGUCGACGCUCUCCAACACCUCCAGUGGUACCACGACGCCAAGAUUGGUGCAAUCGAGAUAUUUCUGGCACGUUGCGAGGACCUGUGGUUCGACAGAAAGAUGCGUCGCAUCGACGCAAGGAUUUAUAACGAAGCGUUGGAACCUGAAGACCGUUUCGAUAUAAUGGGCAGUGAGGAGGAUACCGAUGAUGACGAGAUCGACCUGCCGUUGCCUGAUGCAAGAAACCACGCAGCUGACAAGAACAUGCGCACCGGGUCUUUAUCGAGGGGGCACCCGGUGAUAGCCCCCGACUCGAUGGAGAGGGAGGAAGGUGGUGGUAUGGAGGGAGUUCAUAUGACACAUGGUCGUGAAGUGAGAAAUGAUGAUGAAGAAGCUGACGAGGAUGCAAACCUCGAACACAACAUGGACGUGGACAGCGAGGAUGGAUUGGGAAAGGAAGCUUCGUGCCGUGGCAGAUCCGGCGGCAGCAGUUCGAACGUGAUCAACUUGAUCGAGCAAUCAGUUAACCAGUGCAAUGAAGGCGAACGCAGCUGUGUACAUGGUUGGACUAUUCACUUAGCAACGGACGCCCUCAAUGAGACCGGAGAAGAGGCAUUACGCCACAUGAGUAUAGAGCUGAAUAAUACGAAAACAUUGACAAGCACGAAGAAUGAAGCUAGUGGAGAGCAGUUGUUAUUCACCGUGUAUGAUUUCAGCAUCCUCAUGAACGAGAACGAGUGGUUGAACGACAACAUUGUGAAUUUCUAUAUGAAAAUGAUUCUGCAUGACAACAAUUGCAGAACAUUUCAUCACGAAUGUGACAAUCAGUUUGACAAGUCCAAUCUAUGUAGCACGAGGACGAUCCCCGUCACAGCUGCAUAAAACUCAUACUUUUUCACUAAACUUCUAGGCAGGAACAUGGAAUAUAAGUACAACAAAGUUGCUAGAUGGUU
Messenger RNA from Chara braunii, 3711 nucleotides. The record is from the annotation of a GenBank genome assembly. Lineage: Eukaryota; Viridiplantae; Streptophyta; Charophyceae; Charales; Characeae.